This is a messenger RNA of Sphenostylis stenocarpa, 285 nucleotides long. The record is from the annotation of a GenBank genome assembly. Lineage: Eukaryota; Viridiplantae; Streptophyta; Magnoliopsida; Fabales; Fabaceae.
AUGUCAUCGGCCACCAUUUCAAGCAAGGUGUCGUUUGGAAGUAGAAGUCAUUUUCCAAGUUGUCAUUGUGGUGAGCUCGUGGGAUCUCAAGGACGACCCAAAGGAGUUCUGACAAGGCUUUGCAGCGACUCCAGCAAGGUUGUGCACCAUCUUUCCCCUCUGCCAACUGGAGAAGCCUCGGCAAGGCAACACAGACUCAGGACCCGAGGCAAAUCACCACCACUAGAACUCCGACGAGGCUUUGCCACCACUCCCAGAGGCUCUGCAGGAUUGCAAAUUUGGUAA